Meloidogyne enterolobii is the source of this 522-nucleotide messenger RNA. The record is from the annotation of a GenBank genome assembly. Lineage: Eukaryota; Metazoa; Nematoda; Chromadorea; Rhabditida; Meloidogynidae.
AUGGUUGAGGUUAAAAUUAGAGAUAAAUAUUAUCUUGCAGAAUUAAUCAAAAUAAAUGAUAAAAAGUUUACUGCAAUAAUCAGAGGAGAUCGUGACCUGAACGGAAGAAAAGUAAAAGGAGGUACUUAUUAUGUGCGAAAGGCUUUGGAAGUGGGUGAAUUAGUUGGGUUAAAGAACACGCACAGAGGGACUGGAGAGGACGAAGUUCUUCUGUCAAAAGUCAAAAAGGUGUUGGAAAAUGGAAAAUACGAAAUUCAAGUCAUACAGCGACCACUUUUUGGGAAAAACUUUGACAGAUUCCCAAAAGAAUUAACUAUAACUAAAGUUUUUGCUGUUGACGAAGAGGUUGAAGUAGAAUACAAUGGAGUUUGGGUUAAGGCAAAAGUUAUAGAAGUCCCUGAUAGAAACCGAGAGACAUAUCUUGUCGAAUUUACAGAACAAUCUGGACUUUAUGGAGAACGAGCAGACAUAUAUGCCAUCAACAUGAGUAAAAUUGAAGAGGGAAGUCACAUACAGCACUAG